Triticum aestivum (bread wheat) is the source of this 1467-nucleotide messenger RNA. RefSeq names its product anthranilate O-methyltransferase 2. The record is from RefSeq and is a predicted model, not a curated record. NCBI's taxonomy places the organism in Eukaryota, Viridiplantae, Streptophyta, Magnoliopsida, Poales, Poaceae. Bases 183 to 1298 code for a protein of 371 amino acids. Gene Ontology annotation, molecular function: methyltransferase activity. The transcript has 4 exons.
UAAUACUAUACACGGGCUAACACGACGGGCUCUCACCGACCAUGUCUGCGGGGGUGGGGGUCAUCCUGGCUCUCUAUAAAUGAUAGAGCCGUUGUGGUCUAUACUGAACACAUGGUGCAGUCAAUCUAGCAAGCUUGUACGCCCGAACUUGUAAAGCUAAUAGGCAUCACCCCUGAAUAGCUAUGAAGGAAGGGAGGGGCGUUCGCAUGGUUACCGGCAACGGCGAAAACAGCUACGCCGCAAACUCCAGGCUCCAGGAGAAGGCCAUUUUGGAGACAAGUCCGGUGCUUCACAAGGCCAUAGAAGAGCUGUGCAAGUCGCUCUCAGCCCGACGGAGCACCAUGGUCGUCGCUGACCUCGGCUGCUCGUCGGGCCCGAACACUCUGCGUGUCGUCUGCGAGGUGAUCGGCGCGGUCCAGUUCUACACUCGGAAAUCGGAAGAAGAACGGCGCGCCGUGGAGGUGCAGUUCUUCUUGAAUGACCUGCCGGGGAAUGAUUUCAACAUCGUCUUCCGGUCACUGGAGCAACUGGAAGAUCUCGGCGGCAGAGAGACGCAGCCCUACUAUGUGGCGGGCCUGCCGGGAUCCUACUACAGGAAGCUUUUCCCUUCUCGGAGCGUCCAUUUCUUCCACUCGUCCUACUCCCUCAUGUGGCGCUCUAAGGUCCCCGAGGAACUCUCAAGGUGCACUCACGUGAACGAAGGCAACAUCUACAUUGGAAAGACUACCCCACCUAUUGUGAUUAAGCUGUUCCAACAACAAUUCAAAACAGACUUUGAGUUGUUCCUUGCACUGCGCUCUAGAGAGCUUGUCAACGGAGGCCGAAUGUUGCUAACAUUUCUUGGAAGAAAGAGUGAAGAGAUGAUGAUGCACGGGGAUGUUAGCACCUUAUUUGAAUUGGUUGCCAAAUCUCUCCAGUCUCUGGUCCUAAAGGGUCGUGUGGAGAAGGAGAAGCUGGACUCAUUCAACCUGCCAUACUACGCUCCAUCGGUGAAAGAGAUGAAGGCGUUGAUCAAUGAGAGUAAGCUCUUUGAUAUCGAGCAUGUUAGACUCUUCGAAUCGAACUGGGAUCCUCAAGACGACUCAGAAAGUGAUGUGGUACUAGACUGUGCUAGCAGCGGGGCAAAUGUGGCCAAGUGCAUAAGGGCCGUGUUGGAGCCACUGAUAGCAGACCACUUUGGAGAUGACAUUAUUGAGGAGCUAUUCGUGGUGUAUGCUUCUGUCGUUGCAACGCAUCUGGAGAAAGCGAAGGCAAAGUACCCCAUCAUCGUGGCAUCCUUGAAGAAGGCCAUGCAUUGAACUGGACACAACGUUCAUCACAAAAGGAAAAGGCCACAUAGUUUAAUUGGUGGUAUAUGUUGAACAUUGUAAGGUUGACGCCCACUAUGGUUAAAUAUCACAUAUGUGUUGCUUGCCUGUUUUUCUAAGACAAAAGUCUCUCUUUUGUGCUCUAUAAUGAAAAUUACAA